Ailuropoda melanoleuca (giant panda) is the source of this 3914-nucleotide messenger RNA. It is a transcript of the gene NRBP2, whose product is annotated as nuclear receptor binding protein 2. Bases 361 to 1950 code for a protein of 529 amino acids. Gene Ontology annotation, biological process: protein phosphorylation. Gene Ontology annotation, molecular function: ATP binding; protein kinase activity. The record is from RefSeq and is a predicted model, not a curated record. NCBI's taxonomy places the organism in Eukaryota, Metazoa, Chordata, Mammalia, Carnivora, Ursidae. The transcript has 18 exons.
GGCACGGAGAUGGUGGUCGCCUCCCACCUCCACGAGGGGCCCUGGGAGCGCUGGGCAAGCCAGGAGGCCAGAAAUCUUUCUGCGGCCUCGCGCAGGCAGCCCCCUAAUUGGCCGGCCCUUGGACCCCUUUGGCCUGGUCACACGCCCUGCUGAGGGAACCCUAGUUCCCUAAGGUCCAGUCUCCUCCCAGGACCACCUCUCCAUGCCUCGGUGACAGACCAGCUGCUAGCCCCAUGAAGACCACCCUGAAUCCCCUGAAACCUACUCAAACCCCCUCAGCCCAGCCUCUGGAUACCACCACUUGGCUAGCAGGAGCCAACCCUCCUCCAGUCCCCCAGAGAGGGUCAGGGCCAGCAUCCCAUGCUUGCUCUCCCCUCCAAGGAUGUGAGCAGACACCAAGCCCCCACUCUGUCUCCUGACACAUAUCAGCACACUCAUAUCCCCCACCCCCACUGCCAGGUGAACCAGGGGAACAUGCCAGGGGUCCAGAGCACCUUCCUGGCCAUGGACACAGAGGAGGGGGUGGAGGUGGUGUGGAAUGAGUUGCACUUCGGGGAUAGGAAGGCCUUCGCGGCCCAUGAGGAGAAGAUCCAGACCAUGUUUGAGCAGCUGGUGCUGGUAGACCACCCCAACAUUGUCAAGCUGCACAAAUACUGGCUGGAUGCCUCAGAAGCCCGGGCGCGGGUCAUCUUCAUCACAGAGUACGUGUCAUCGGGCAGCCUCAAGCAAUUCCUCAAAAAGACCAAGAAAAACCACAAGGCCAUGAACGCCCGGGCCUGGAAGCGCUGGUGCACGCAGAUCCUGUCCGCACUCAGCUUUCUACAUGCCUGCAGUCCCCCCAUCAUCCACGGGAACCUGACCAGUGACACCAUCUUCAUACAGCACAAUGGCCUCAUCAAGAUUGGCUCCGUGUGGCACCGCAUCUUCUCCAAUGCGCUCCCGGACGACCUCCGACGCCCUGUCCGCGCCGAGCGUGAGGAACUCUGGAACCUCCACUUCUUGCCGCCGGAGUAUGGCGAGGUUGCUGACGGCACUGCCAUGGACAUCUUCUCCUUUGGGAUGUGCGCACUGGAGAUGGCUGUGCUGGAGAUCCAAGCCAAUGGGGACACCCGGGUCACGGAAGAGGCCAUCACUCGUGCCAGGCACUCACUGAGUGACCCCAACAUGCGGGCCCUAAGGGUCCUUCUAAGGAGAGAGAGACCAGAGAGAUACUCCCUCCGUGGGCACUGUCGUUGCACUUCUUGGGAGACAAGAAAGAGGCUCAGAGAGGCCCAGGGCUUUGGGGAGUUCAUCCUGUCCUGCCUGGCCCGCGACCCCAGCUGUCGGCCCUCCGCCCACAACCUCCUCUUCCACCGCGUGCUCUUCGAAGUGCACUCGCUGAAGCUCCUGGCAGCUCACUGCUUCAUCCAGCACCAAUACCUCAUGCCUGAAAACGUGGUGGAGGAAAAAACCAAGGCGGUGGACCUGCAUGCAGUCCUGGCAGAGAUCCCCCGGCCGUCCCGGCCCCCCCUGCAGUGGCGGUACUCGGAGGUCUCCUGCUUGGAGCUUGACAAAUUCCUGGAGGAUGUCAGGAACGGGAUCUACCCGCUGAUGAACUUUGCGGCUGCUCGGCCCCUGGGGCUGCCCCGUGUGCUGGCCCCACCCCCUGAGGAAGCCCAGAAGGCCAAGACCCCGACGCCAGAACCUUUUGAUUCAGAGACCAGAAAGGUGGUCCAGAUGCAGUGCAACCUGGAGAGAAGUGAGGACAAGGCCCGCUGGCAUCUCACUCUGCUUCUGGUGCUGGAGGACCGGCUGCACCGGCAGCUCACUUACGACCUGCUCCCAACCGACAGUGCCCAGGACCUCGCCACCGAGCUGGUACAUUAUGGCUUCGUUCAUGAGGAUGACCGGACCAAGCUGGCUGCCUUCCUGGAAAGCACCUUCCUCAAGUACCUUGGAGCUCAGCCAUGACCUCGCACCCCAGUCCCCUGGGGACCAGCCCUGGCAGCCCACAUGGGGAAGCUCAGCGUUGGCCCAGGGCUCAGGGGGCCAGGGGCUGACCUCUGCUUACAUGCUUAGGGGCUAAUGACCAAAUGCCUGCUAGUGAAGAACUUCUGCCUUCCACAGCUUUCAAGGAGGCCCUGGAAUGGGGUGGGGAGGGUGGUGGGUUUGGGGCCCAUCAGGGGGUGAAGGAGACUGGGUUGGGGGUCAGGGGAGUAAUUAGGCCCCACAUGUCCUUAGGAUCAGGAUUCCCCCACCUAGCCAGCUUCCACAACUCACAGUCCCUUCCCAUAUCCUCCAUUUCCCAGCAAGAGUUCUCCCCCCACCACCACCGCAGGAUACCUGGUCAGUGACUGAGCCUUCAGCACGGCGGGGGUGUGCGCCCUGCAGGGAGCCACAGUGCUGAGGGUGGAGGGUCCGUCCUAGACAGAUGCCUGCCCAGGGAAAUGCUCCACACCCUGUUGGAACCACAGUCCCACUCCAGGAACCCCCACAUUAAGCCAGUGGUACCCCACCUGCAGGCAUCAGGUACAAUGCUGGGCACUGAGCAGGGCCACGACCUGGCAGGAGAAGCAGAUGGCAGAGACACUCCAGUAGUCCCCAGCCUGACAUGGCUCCUGCACAGCCCUCCAGCUCCUGCCCAGUGCAGACCCACCUUGGAGCCCUCCUCUGACUUUCCACUGCUCUGGGACAGGGACCUGCCAUCCCCUCUGCAGACUGUUCUGGCCCCUGCAGCCCUCUCCAGAGGGCUAUUUUCCCCACAUUCCCAGGCCUGGAGGGGUUGGGCUCGGGCACCCUCCCUGCUCCUCACCGUGCCUCCUCUCAAAUUCACUACCCCCCAUGUAAUGUCACUUACCCUCUCCUGUGGCAGUUGCUUCCCAGGUCCUGAGGAUAUCAGCCCCUGACUCCCUGUCUCCUACUCAACUCCUUCCCACCCCUCAUUGCCCUAGCCUCCUUUCUCCUGGACCACCUCCCCUCCAUCUUCAAAUUGAGUUAAACAUUCUUAAACAUUUUAAAUUGCAUGUACAAACUUAGUGCAUUCAGGUUUCUUUUGAAGUAUUUCUAUUGUUAAACCAGGAAAGCUCACCUCUGUGUUACUACUCUGUUGUUGCUAUAAGAAUUUACCAGAAACUUAGUGGUUGAAAACACCACAAAUUUAUUGUAGUUCUGCAGGUCAAAAUCUGGUACAGGUCUCACCAGACUAAACUCAAGGAGUUAGCGAGGCUGUGUUCCUUUCUGGAGGUUCUAGUUGAACCUAGAACUAUUUCCAUUUUCUGCUCCUUCAGGUUGUUGGCCUGCAGGUGUCGGGCAUGCCAUGGGCACUGGGCACUGGCAAGGAAUUCAUUUCCUUGCCACAGCAGGGCCAAGGUCCCCAUUUUCUUGCCCACCAUAAACUGAAGGUCAUUUUUGGCUUCUACAGGCACCGCCAUUCCUUAGCUCAUGCACUCAUCCUCCAUCUUCAAAGCCAACAACAGCCAGUUGAGUCUUUCUCAUGAACCAUCCGUGGCUUUCUGCAGCCCGGAAAGCUUCAUGUAAUUAGGUUGGGUCCCCCUGAAUAAUCCUGAAUAAUCUCCCCAUCACAAGGUCCUUAAUCAUAUCUGUAAAAUCCCUUUUGCCAUAUAAAGUAACAUUCACAGGUUCUGGGGGUUAGGGUAUAGACAUCCUGGAGAGAGGGUAUCAUUUUUCCACCAUUACAUUACCCUACCCAAAAACCAAAACAAAGUUACCAAGGUGUAUCAAAUAAAUGUACAAACAUAGUGAAUCUCAAGGUUGUCUUAAACAUCCCAAUACUCUACAAAGUUACUCUUUCAACUUAAAAUAACAAAUCUACAAUAACAUACAAGUCUAGUUAGAAAUCCUGAUGCUAUCUUCUUAAAUAAUUUGAGUGUCAAAUGCAUAACAGAUCAUACUCAUGAUUAAACUGAACUCAAAAG